Condylura cristata (star-nosed mole) is the source of this 2485-nucleotide messenger RNA. RefSeq names its product 7-dehydrocholesterol reductase (gene DHCR7). Gene Ontology annotation, cellular component: endoplasmic reticulum membrane. The transcript is spliced from 9 exons. Lineage: Eukaryota; Metazoa; Chordata; Mammalia; Eulipotyphla; Talpidae. Gene Ontology annotation, biological process: cholesterol biosynthetic process; brassinosteroid biosynthetic process. The coding region runs from base 662 to 2485 and encodes 607 amino acids. The record is from RefSeq and is a predicted model, not a curated record. Gene Ontology annotation, molecular function: 7-dehydrocholesterol reductase activity.
CCCUUGCCCAGGCCCGCCCCCUGACCCCCCUGCCAGCUUGGAGGACAGGGCGGACUGUCCAGUGGGCACUGUCCUGCCCCAGGCCCUGGGGGGGGGCCGCUUGCAGAGCCAGGCUUCCCGCUGGUGGGCUCCGCCAGCUCGCGUGUGCCGAUGGGCUGAGUGGGGCCGGGUUCCGGCUGAGGAGCUUCUAGAGGGGCUGGGGACACGCGCAGCUGCUGGGCGUCGCUCUCCAGGGAGAACCGCUGUGCCUGUCCGCAAGGGCUCCUGUCCAGCCGCCGCCUCCAUGCAGCCCUCCACCUGUGCCCCGGUGGUCGCUGUGUACUUGCUGUUGGCCAGAGAGUGCCUGCCGGCCAAGGGGCUGGGCGAUGGGCCGCCUCGGGCCUCCCCCGUGGGCCCCGGGGGCUGAGUUUGCGCCCACGGUUCCGACAGGGCCCUUGAGCAAAUGCCACCUGACCCUUCUCUCCCUUUGGUCCUCAACUGCAGCUCUGAGUGUCCCCUCAUCUUCGUGUCCACUCAGCACGUGGCCGGAAGGUCGGUGAGGAUCAAGCAGGAUCCUCUUCCAGAUCCCAGGAAUCCGGGGCCUUUAAAGGGACCUGUUGAGGAGAAACGUCCUUCCCCUGGCUUUCUGCAGUGAAGCUGGUGGCACAGGUUGGAGGGCCCGAUGGCUGCGGAGUCCCGGCCCCGCGCUCCCAAACCCAAGAACCCGGACCUCGCCACCACCGGCGGGGCUGCCGCUCAGGGGCAGUGGGGCCGCGCCUGCAGGGGAGGGGGGGCCCUGGGGCUGAACAAGCCCCGCCACCCCCAGGCCACAGCCCCCAGAGCCAGAGCGCUUCUGCAGGAAGCAGCCGACCCCCAGGGUCCCGCCCCUCGGUGCCUCCAUCCCGGGCCGGGCCGGGCCGGGCCGGGCCACGGGGUCAGCUCCGCCUCUGCCCAGGUGUUCCUGUUCACGGCGCUUCCCGACUUCUGCCACCGGCUCCUGCCCGGCUACGUGGGCGGCGUUCAGGAGGGCGCCGUGACACCCUCAGGGGCCGUGAACAAGUACCAGGUGAACGGCCUGCAGGCCUGGCUCAUCACGCACCUGCUCUGGCUCGCCGGCGCCCACCUCCUCCCCUGGUUCUCCCCCACCAUCAUCUUUGACAACUGGAUCCCGCUCUUCUGGUGCGCCAACUUCCUGGGCUACGCCGUGUCCACCUUCGCCAUGGUCAAGGGCUACUUCUUCCCCACCAACCCCGAGGACUGGUGCGUCCCGCAGCGGCCGUCGGCCCCAACCGGGGGUGGGGAGCCCGGACCACGGCCCUCCACUGGGGGGCCGAGGACCCCAGCUCCGCAUUCGGGGGGCCCGGCGAGCCACGGCGACGCCCCUCUCGCCCUGCAGGGUCUGUACCUGGUCUACCACCCCGUGCAGCUGUCCGCCCCCCACGCCCUGGGCGUCCUGCUGCUGGGCCUGGUGGGCUACUACAUCUUCCGGAUGACCAACCACCAGAAGGACCUGUUCCGGCGCACGGACGGGCGCUGCCUGAUCUGGGGCCGCAGGCCCCGGGCCAUCGAGUGCUCCUACAGCUCGGCCGACGGCCGGCGGCACCGCAGCAAGCUGCUGGUGUCGGGCUUCUGGGGCGUGGCCCGCCACUUCAACUACACGGGGGACCUGAUGGGCAGCCUGGCCUACUGCCUGGCCUGCGGCGGCGGCCACCUGCUGCCCUACUUCUACGUCGUCUACAUGGCCGUCCUGCUGACCCACCGCUGCGUGCGGGACGAGCACCGCUGCGCCCACAAGUACGGCCGGGACUGGGCGCGCUACACGAACCUCUGUGGGGACAACGAACUGCCCCUCCCGUGGCAAUCGGGCUUCGUGGGCAGGACACCGCCCUGCCACGGCGGCCCUGCUCUGGCCACGAACACGCCUCUGGUCUGUGACUGCGGCUCGGGCUUCAGCAAGGUGGGCUUCGCGGGCAUGGACGCGCCCCUGGUCGUGUUCCCCACCAUGCUCGGGAGGCUCCGGCACAACGUGAGUGACCACGUCCUCCCAGCGGCACCGGGCCCCCCAGCCCCCCCACGCCGCGGGGGCCCGCAGAGCCCGAGAGCUGUGGCCGUGACGAGCGGCGAUGCCGGGGCGCUGGCGGUGCAAACCCAGAGGCCCAGGCCCAGCCGGACGGCGGCUGACGGGGCUGCGGUGGCCAGGCCGCGCUGGGCUUGGGCCGUGACGCGAGCGGGAGACACCCGGGAGCCGGCGCACACAGCCGCCGCGCCCCUCCAGGACGCCCUCGCCCUGGGGCCCGCGCUCUGCUCCUCUCCAGCCUCCCGCUCGCCCUCUGCACGCAGCCGGCGGCAUGGCUGUGGUGACCGUGUCAGCCUCGUGCUGGGCGCAGACGCUGACCCCAUGCCCAGCAAGCAGGUGGGGCUGCAAAGUAGGCUGCAGGUGCGGGAUCACCGCAAAGACACGGUGACCAAGAUGGACAGCGAGGACAGUGCCCAGCUCCGCCACUAG